AGAAUUCGUUUUCGCAAAAACAAGCAAACGUCAAAUUACAAAGAAAACCGGGAAAGUUUCAGGAUUUCAUUAAUGAGAAUUUAUUCCUUCAGAAUUCUAGGUAUCAGACAUAAUAACUGAAAAAAUUCAAUCAAAGGAAUAUCAAGCAAGUAUACACUAUGUCUGAGACAGAGAGUGAUAUCUUAACCUCGCAAAUCCUCCCGUCUUUACAACGGUCACAACAAAUCAAAAAUCACCUAAAUGACUUUCAAAAUAAACUACAAAUAUUCGGUAUAAAGUUGUCUUUGGAGGAUGAAGACACACAUAAGUUAACCCAAGAACAAGCUCUUGUUGUUAGAGACUUAGAGAAAUAUUUUGAAGGUUCCAAAGACAGUGUUGAAGAUUUUGUUAAAGGAUUGAAACAACUUUGCAAGAAAGAAAAAUAUUUUCGCAAAUUAUUACUAUUGACACGUCUUGAGAAAAAUGAUAGUAAAGAACCUUCUAGAUAUAGACCAGGACGAAUUGAACAAGAAAGUUUAUUCAGAAUUUUCUUGAAAGUAUCUUGUUUACAAAAGGAAGUUAUGGAUAUUCUUCUAACAGAAAUAACGGAGACAUCCGAAUCAGCAGAGGAUACUUCACUGCUUCAUCUACUGUUGAAUCCUUUUCGCUUCCUCCCACACAUCAAUGAUCCGCAAACUCUUACCACAAAACUAUUAGAUAUUUUAGAGAUUGCAAGCUAUCCAGCUCAGCUGGAAAUACUAGAUUCAAUUCCCGACAUCAUUCCUGAUAGCCAGAAUUCAGAAACGGCUCAACAACUUAGCAAACUUAUGGAUGAUAAAGAUGAGUUAACAGGGGCUAUUGUUGACUGUUUGAAUGUAUUAGAUUUAGAUUCUGAAAUGAGAGCAGAAAUACAAGAUAGAGUUUUGGCAAAAAUUGCUAGUGGGACUUCUCUGAAGAUAUUUCCUAUACUUCUAUCAUUUCUCUUGACCGACCACAAAUCACAAAACUGUAUUCAAACACUUCUCAAAAUACGUAGUGCACUUGACACAACUAUGUUGUCUACGGACAGAACCAAAGAAAGAGAUACCUGCAAAAUUCUCAUUUUCAAUAAACUUCAAGCAUACACUCUGUCAUCAAAAACUAUAACUGAUGCUUGGUUGAAUAUGAUUUCUAGCAUCAAAUCCCAUUCAGAUCAUAAACCUAUCGAUUUUCUGCUACUUUUUAUGCUUCAUACCACAUCAUCUGCUAAGAAGAGAAUAAUUGAGGCCAUUUUCCGAAAACGUGUGCAGAGUGGACUCUUUAAGAUCAGUCAACUGGAGAAAAUGUUUGAAAAGUAUAUGUCACAUCAGCUUUUAAAAGACUAUUUCACAUCUAUAGUAGAAAUAGGUUGCAGUUUAGUUCGAGCCUCAAAUAACCAAAUGAUCGCGGAAUUUUCUUCUACACUAUUUCAAAUCCUGUUUGAUCAUUACUACACCGAAACAGUCUACCGAAGAGAAAUUCUCGAUAGCUUGAUAGUUCUCACUGGUUCUAAUGACAAAAAAACAGUCAGUACGGUUUUGAAAAUCAUAUUUUCACUCUUGGAGAAAAAGGAAAAAUUGCAGCAACAUGUUAUUCUAUUAAUGAGACUGCUAGAAAGAUUGGACUCUUUGGAACUGAAAGACGUAAAAAUGAUAUUUGAAAUAUUGUGCUGCUUGACCUGUGGACCUGAUGUUGAUGAAUCUGUGUCUGGUUUGGGAAAUGAGAUUCAUAUGGUUAUCAGAAAACAAUUGUAUAGCACCAAGAAAGCUAUAAAACACAGAGGAAUUGUCUCUGCUGUAGUAAUGGCUCAAAACAUUGUUCGAACUACAAAAGAUUAUGAACCACCCCUGUUACCUAAGGAUUCUAUAAAAAGUAUAUCGGAUUUGCCACGAGGAUCAGCCAGAGAGGCUGGAUCUCUUCUGGAUCUUGCCACUAUGUGCACUUCAGGCUGUGCCGAACUUAUGGGUCUUUACUAUGAUCAACUAGCUUCAAUGCUAAUAGCCAAUCAUCAUUUAGACCAGGCUUUCAUGGCUUGGUUAUUUGAAAAUAUUACCGCUGAUUUUACGUUUAAAUACAUUGGUGGAAUAUCAAAAACAGUUAUGAAGGAAAGCAAUUUGGAACUUGAGUUACAAUUUUCACUCAACAGUCCUGAAGAGACAGAUUCGCCUGAAAUGGGAAUAAACAUAGCAGAAUUAACUUUAACGAAGAACUCUUCCAUUUUGCUCCUGGCACCUCAUUUUCGAUUGCUCAGGCUUCUUCACUAUAGACUACAGGAUGGAAACCUUGCAACAGUUAAUGCUCUGCUUGGUUGCGCAGUGGCUUUACCCAAGGUGGAAGACAUUGAUGACUUGGAGUCGGAUCAGGUGAAAAAUGUAGCCGAUUGUCUGUUUCACUGUGCCAAUUGGUUCAGAGAAAUAAUUAGUGGGUUUGUGACCCAACACAAGAGAUCAUUGAGGGUAAAAGUUGUGGCUAGAUUGGAGCAUUUACUUGAAAUUGAAAAGAAACUUGAGCAUUGCUUGGAGAAAGUUCCUGAUCAUAAACUACCAAUGAGCUACUUUGACUCAGAUUCUGGUAUUUAUACUAAUAAACAGAAGAUAACAAAAAGUGAAAGUAAAUCCAAAAAUCCAAAAAAGAAAAUGAAGUCAGCACCAGUUGUGGAUGAUCCAGAUGAGAGUGCAAAUACUGUUGCUUUUUCUCAAGUAAAAAAAAAGAAAACCCUGAUGAAAAUGCUUAGUGGAGGACAAAAAUUGAACUUCAGAGAUUUAGAUACCGACACAGUACUGUUAUUUAAGUACCCUUUGAAAUUUCCCGAGGACGACUGCACCCAGCUGACGCAAACAGCAUCUUUGAAUAUUCAGCAGCUUGAAUUUCUACUGAAGGAUUUAGUUUCCAAACUGUCUAUUGCAACACAAAAUAAAAACAUUGGAUUAUCCCAUUUGAAUGAAGUUGUUCCUCUACACCUCAUAAAAGAUUCUGCAGCACACAUAUUGCCGAACUUGGAUUCCCACCUAGAGGUUCUUACAGAAAAAAUAAACAAAUUAUUAGAAGACAAUGAUGGCAGAUUAGAUUUGCCGGAAAUGUUCUCUCCAGAUGCUCUCGUUAUCAAGAAUUGUUUUGGUUUGAUUUUGGAGUCCUUUUAUUUAAUAUUCAGUUGGACUGGGUUCCAACAUUCUAGUAAUCUGGAGGUAAGGGUCUCAUUUAUUUAUUGUCCUAUCAGGAUAAAACACACUGAUAAACCCGCUGAAUUUGAGCUGUUGAGCAUGCUCAGGAUAAAGAGUGAAGUUCAAUCCUUAACCAAUUAUCAGCAUCUAACCUUAUGGAGGAAUGCAGCUUUAACCAUGCAAGGUUUGAUGACUAUUGCAAAAGCCCAAGAAACUAAAACCAAUUUGGCAUGUUUCUUAAAGAAAUCCAUCGGUAUCCUCAAAUUAUUUUUAUCACAUGGGAUUCCGAUAAUGGAAAUAACACUGCGUUCAAAACCCGAUGAUGUUGUGUCCAUUUUUAAGUCAUUGCAGUUGAGUACAAGAUUUUUGCAUCAUUUGUGCUGUUAUACGAAGUUUACUAAAGAUUCCAGUUUGAUGGCAUAUGUUCCACAAUUUCGGUUAACUCUGGAAUCGCUAGUUUACAGGGUCAAAGCUACUUUGGCAGCCAACAAUUGCUCAACAGCAUUCUGGAUGGGUAACUUGAGAAAUAGAGACUUAGAAGGUCAUGAUAUUUUGUCCCAGAGUACCACAAUUACUGAAGAUAAUGAAGAAGGCAGUGAAGAGGAGUUACCUGCAGACGAUUCUGAUGAUAUGUUAGAAAUUGAUUUUUCAAGCAAUAACGAUAAUGAGCAACGGUCAAGUAGUGAAGUGUUUGAUUGAAAUACAGUUAA
Molecule: messenger RNA, 3868 nt
Organism: Leptinotarsa decemlineata (Colorado potato beetle)
Lineage: Eukaryota; Metazoa; Arthropoda; Insecta; Coleoptera; Chrysomelidae
Product: Fanconi anemia group D2 protein
Biological process (GO): double-strand break repair involved in meiotic recombination; homologous chromosome pairing at meiosis; interstrand cross-link repair
Cellular component (GO): nucleus; condensed chromosome
Molecular function (GO): DNA polymerase binding
Source: RefSeq, a predicted model, not a curated record